Cylas formicarius (sweet potato weevil) is the source of this 970-nucleotide messenger RNA. RefSeq lists its product as uncharacterized. The coding region runs from base 138 to 668 and encodes 176 amino acids. Lineage: Eukaryota; Metazoa; Arthropoda; Insecta; Coleoptera; Brentidae. The record is from RefSeq and is a predicted model, not a curated record. The transcript is spliced from 3 exons.
CGGCUCCUUCGGUGUUGCAUUUGCCAUCAAAAACAUCCCGAGGGUUAAGCGAUAAACAAAACACGGCGACGACGAACUUGGGAGACGACAAAAACGGAGGCGUUACCAUCCCACAAGUCGGAGCAUGACCGACGAGCAUGAAACCACGGGGCGGUAAACAAAAAUCCAACUGGCAAGGCAAUAAAAAAAUAACGUCUGACGCGGCGGAGGACAAAAACCCACCGAAAGACAGCGGCUUCGAUUCCGAUCAAGAAGAAGGGUUCUCGAAGUGGCUAAAAUCGGAAGAGGGUGUGGAAAACCUGAAACUGUUCGUCAUAGGCAACUCCCUGAUCGUCUUCCUUUUAAUGUCGUGGCCGCAGAUCAAGCAAGGUCUCGACGCCGCCUACUAUCUGUGGUUCCUGUGUCUGACGGUUAUGGUUUUGUACAGUUUGGGAGUUUUUAAACUAGUUGACGAUUUUUUCCGGGACAGGUUCCGAAAUUACCUCGAAAACGAGUAUAAAAACAAUAAAUUUAAGCAGCCCGAAGAGCUGGGCAAAUUUUUGGAAGAAGCACGUAAAUCGGCAGCUGUAAAUUCGAAACGCGAACCUGCAAGUUUAAACAUGUGCACUGCAGAUGGGUACUAUCGAAGUCUCGUCUCGUUUAGGUGCUACAGCUUCGGCUGUAGCUAACGUAAGGCAAAACAAGUUUAUUUAAUUAAUUUUCCCAACUAUUUAUGCAUAGACACGCUAGUAAUAAGCUUUAAAGUUGAAUUAAAAGUUUUAUAAAUACGUCUCAGUACAUUCGCAGCGCCAAACUACGAAAACAAAUUAACAUUUGACUGCCAGUAAUUAUUAUUUACCAUGAAUAGAUUAAUAUUCACUCUGGUUUCGGUAUAAGCAGCGUCAAGUUAAUUUGUUAUUGGUGAUUCAUCCGCAGUACGAAAGAUAUUAAAGCUCCUACGCGAUUCGUGUUUCUCUUACCUGACCAGCAG